Bufo bufo (common toad) is the source of this 2571-nucleotide messenger RNA. RefSeq names its product SWI/SNF related, matrix associated, actin dependent regulator of chromatin, subfamily d, member 1 (gene SMARCD1). NCBI's taxonomy places the organism in Eukaryota, Metazoa, Chordata, Amphibia, Anura, Bufonidae. The record is from RefSeq and is a predicted model, not a curated record. Bases 51 to 1580 code for a protein of 509 amino acids. Gene Ontology annotation, biological process: regulation of transcription by RNA polymerase II. The transcript has 13 exons. Gene Ontology annotation, cellular component: nucleus; SWI/SNF complex.
CCCCUUGUGUGGUACGGUACUUCCGGUUCCGGCCCCAUUGUUGCAAAGCGAUGGCGGCGCGGGCUGGUUUCCAAUCGGUGACUCCGGGGGGAUCCGGGCCAGCAGUGGCCGCUUUGGGCCCUGGAACACCAGGCCCGGCUGUAAGGAUGGGCCCCGCCCCGGGGCAAGGCAUGUACCGAUCUCCUAUGCCCGGAGCAGCUUACCCGCGGCCUGGGAUGCUUCCAGGCAGUCGGAUGACCCCUCAAGGACCAGCCAUGGGUCCUCCAGGUUAUGGAGGGAGUCCAGCUGCCCGUCCAGGGAUGGCUCAGUCAGGCAUGGACCAAUCCCGCAAACGGCCCGGACCUCAACAGAUUCAGCAAGUGCAGCAACAACAAGCGGCUCAGAAUAGGAAUCACAGUGCUAAGAAGAAGAAGAUGGCUGACAAGAUUCUACCUCAGAGAAUUCGGGAGUUGGUACCUGAAUCUCAGGCUUACAUGGAUUUAUUGGCCUUUGAGAGGAAAUUGGAUCAGACAAUUAUGAGGAAACGUCUUGAUAUUCAGGAAGCCUUGAAAAGGCCGAUCAAGCAAAAACGAAAACUUCGGAUCUUUAUUUCUAACACCUUUAACCCCGCUAAAUCUGAUGUUGAGGAUGGAGAGGGGACUGUGGCAUCAUGGGAGCUGCGCGUAGAAGGACGUCUCCUUGAGGAUGCUGCUUUGUCCAAAUACGAUGCCACCAAACAGAAGAGGAAAUUUUCAUCCUUUUUCAAGUCUCUGGUGAUUGAACUAGACAAGGACCUGUAUGGACCAGAUAAUCAUCUAGUGGAGUGGCACAGAACGCCGACCACACAAGAGACGGAUGGGUUUCAGGUGAAGCGCCCAGGAGAUGUCAAUGUGCGCUGCACUGUGUUACUGAUGCUAGAUUAUCAGCCGCCUCAGUUUAAGCUUGACCCCCGCUUGGCCCGUCUUCUUGGUAUCCACACCCAGACUCGUCCAGUUAUCAUCCAAGCCCUAUGGCAGUAUAUCAAAACUCAUAAGCUUCAGGACCCUCAUGAACGGGAGUUUAUCCUCUGUGACAAGUACCUCCAGCAGAUCUUUGAGUCUCAGAGGAUGAAGUUUUCCGAGCUUCCGCAGAGACUCCAUGCCCUCCUUAUGCCACCGGAGCCAAUCAUAAUCAAUCAUGUCAUUAGUGUGGAUCCAAAUGAUCAGAAGAAGACCGCUUGCUAUGAUAUCGAUGUUGAAGUGGAUGAUACUUUGAAAACACAGAUGAAUUCCUUUCUUCUCUCUACUUCCAGCCAGCAAGAAAUUGCAGCUCUAGAUAACAAGAUCCAUGAAACUAUUGAAACAAUCAAUCAACUGAAGAUUCAGAGGGAGUUCAUGUUGAGUUUUGCCCGUGAUCCUCAAGGAUUCAUCAAUGAUUGGCUGCAGUCUCAGUGCCGAGACCUCAAGACUAUGACUGAUGUCGUGGGCAAUCCAGAAGAGGAACGCAGGGCAGAGUUUUAUUUCCAGCCCUGGGCUCAGGAGGCUGUUUGCCGAUAUUUCUACUCAAAGGUGCAGCAAAGACGCCAGGAGCUGGAACAAGCCCUAGGGAUUAGAAACACAUAAAGCAAGCUUCCUUUGGAUGUAUUGAAGAAGAGUGUUCCUCACAGCCAGCGUCUCGGCAUCUUCUUGAGGCUUUAGGAAGCUGCUGUAGAUCGUUCUGGAUUUGAGGCCUCUGUGAAACGACUGACACGUGGAAUAUGGACACACUACUAGUUAUUUAUACUGUCCUCAGAUGUUACAGAUCUUAAAAGACCAGAAAAUCCUUGGAGGGCUAGACUUGUGUUAUAUUCUGAAGGAUCCAGUACAUUUAUUUUUAGACUUUCCUUAAGUGUCAUUAUUUUUUAUUGUUUUGUGUAAUGUUCCUUAUGUUUAACAUAGUAUUCCACCCUCCCCAGAGAGAAAAGAUGCCGCCAGCUAUAUCUUUUGUAGCCAUUAACUAUGCGCGCUCCUAUGACUAGCGGUUCAUACCUGUCCUGGUAUAAUUGUAAUGCACACACUGUAGAGGCGCGAUGGGGGUGUAGUUUAUACUCCACACUUGUGUUCGUCCAUCGCAAUGGCCGCCUCAGCCGUGUGUCAGCAGCAAAUACAUUCUGAAUGAACACUUGUGCAGUGGGGGCGCUGUGUGUACCUGAGUUCAGCCCUGUUAUCUGGGACCUCACACGGUUGUACCACAAAAACUAGAUGACCCCCCUUUUUUUUUUCUUUUUCUUUUUUUUUUUUCUUUUGCUGAAAAGGUUACAAGUCUUUAGACUGAGAAAAGUGGUCAGUAGAUUUCAAUAAUGAAGGACUCUUAUGUGGAAGAGUGUACCGUAAUGUAUUCUACAGCAUUGGCAGUCUGAGGAACGGGCUCUUAAUAUGCUGCUUAGCCUUCCAGGGUACAUCCCGACAAGCCCCCCCCCCCCCCAACCUCCGUCACUGAAUGUGCCCCGAGCACCUCUAUUCUCAUACAAUGUAGCCUUUUUAUUUUUAAGCAGAUUAUGGUUUUGAUGGACCAAAAUAUUGUUUUGUACCUUGUAGUCAUUGCCAAGUUUUAAUAAAAGCAAGUUCUAAUUAA